AAGAUAAUCUGAAAACGAAGGACCUUGAAAUAUGAUAGAUAAUUAGAUAUAAUAUAUUGUAUAUGGAAUAAUUGAUUCGGGCAAAGUAUACAGUUAGAUGUGUCGUUUCGCUCGUAUUUUACACUUGUUUUAGCUCGAAACAAUUUUACCUACAUAUAAUAUAUAUUCGAGUUGAAGUGAUUUUAUUUUCCGCGGUUGGCCUUUAGAUAUAAAACUGAUAGAAAUGUAUUUUAAUUGUUUAUAUAGGUACUAGGUAAUUAGAAUUAUUACAAAUUAUAGUUUAAUGAUUUGAGUUGCAUAUAGUUACAAGAUGAAAAAUAAAUUGACGAAGGAGUGGUUUUUCAAAACAAAAUGGGGAAACGUUGCAAUGAUCAGCUGGGGUGAUAGACAUCGGCCUGGGGUCUUACUUGUACAUGGGUAUAUGGACUCAGCUGCUACUUUUGAAGCGCUAGUCUCUUUGCUUCCAGACACAUACCAUUAUGUCAGCUUCGACUUUCCUGGGCAUGGAAAGUCGGAUCAUGUGCUGAGUAACCUGCUAGUUCCACAGGGGCUUGUGGUUGAAAUAAUAAAGGAAAUAGUAAAACAUUUGCAAUGGAGAAGCUUUGUUUGUAUCGCACAUUCAAUGGGCUGUGCGAUAGUUACUCUAUAUCAGCAUCUUUAUCCCGGCAGAAUCACGAAGAUGAUCCACAUUGAUCCUCUGGUUGCAUUGACUGUGUAUUAUUAUUUCAAUGAAAUCCAUGGUUUUUGGUUUCAGUGGUAUUAUGAGUAUUACUAUGACCACUACUUCUUGUACAAUAGCGCACCACCACGUCUGUAUACACGAGAGCAGCUCAUAGAAUCUACUAUGGUCACACGUCAUUUGACUCGCGAACAAGCGGAAAUUGUACUGUCCAGAUCACUAGUGCCCGUUGAAAAUGGGUUAUUCAGGGUAUCAACCCAGCCAAUAAUGCGCCGAAUGAUCAACUUGCCUGCAUUUAAAGACGCCUUUAGCCGGAUUCUUCAACACAACAUUCCACCAACACUAUGCAUACACGCAACUAAGUCUGAAAUUCCUAAGGCAGAAAGAGAAUUUGUGGACAAGUUCUUUAGAACAGACAAAAAAAGAUUGAAUGUCUAUUUUGACGCACAUCACGACUUGCAUAUAACUCAUGCUAGUGAUUUGGUCCCAACUAUACUCAAUUUUUUGAAUAGGAAAAGUGUUGAAGCAAAAUUAUGAUGAAAUGAAACAAAAAUUACAGUGUAUUAUUUGUUCUUAUCUUGUGACAUAUUGGCUGUACGUAAGCCUUGUAAAUAAAUAACGUUAAUUACACCACUCUUUAUAAGGUUUAUGGCAUAGAAAUAUGAAAGCGAAUAAAAUUUACAUCCAGUUAUAACAUGUACAUGAAGCUUAAAACCUUGGACUAAAGUUAAAAUGUAAAAUUUUAAUGGCUCUCUUGUUUGCUAUGCAAGUAAUUUUGUGUAUAAGAGACGAAAAAUACUUUAGAUUGUAUAAACAAAGUUGUUGGGUUUCUUCAGUUAGCCUCCUUGUCUAGUCAAAACCUUCACAAAAUUAUUUUUUAUUAUUAUUUCUUAGUCGGAGACGUCAGCGUACAAGGUACCACAAAACUUUAUCUAAAUUGACUUCUGUGAAGGCACUAGACUAAUAAUAAGUCCUCACAUACUGGACCAUUUCAACUAAUUGCCUUAUUAUGAUGGGAUGUGGAUAACCCUAAGUUGGAGGUGGUCAGUAUUUGCCCUUAUCUUUUAGAUCAUCUUUAGAUACCUUGUACAUAAUAUAUAACCUAAAUAAAUGCAGCAUAUACAUAGGACACUAUGUACGUUUUAGCU
Molecule: messenger RNA, 1827 nt
Organism: Plodia interpunctella (Indianmeal moth)
Lineage: Eukaryota; Metazoa; Arthropoda; Insecta; Lepidoptera; Pyralidae
Product: serine hydrolase-like protein
Exons: 6
Coding region: 311-1216 (301 amino acids)
Biological process (GO): acylglycerol catabolic process
Cellular component (GO): mitochondrion
Molecular function (GO): monoacylglycerol lipase activity
Source: RefSeq, a predicted model, not a curated record